UGCCUCCUCCUUCUUCCAGCCAACCACACCCCUUUUUCUUCCCCACUUUUUGUACUCAUUGUUCUCUUCCACUCCCUUGGUUUUGGCUACGCCCCUUCUCACUUUACACUACACUCUUCCCUCCUCUCUCUCCUUACCCCUCUCCCCCCCUCGACCUCCCCAAGGAAAGGAGGUCCAGAGGUUGUGGGGGAUAACUAGUAAAGGGGUGAAGGCGCGAGCCUUCUCAUCUUCUCGGCGAGGUGACUGUUAACAGAAAAGUGUCGGUCGGUCGGCUGGCACUAAACUUUCAAGAGGCAGCACCGUGGUGGUGGUGGUGCAAUCAUGUCGGAUCUGGGCUCUGAGGAAUUAGAGGAAGAAAGGGAGAAUUAUCUUGGGGAAUAUGAAGGAGAUCGCAAUGAGGCAGGUGAACGACAUGGAAAAGGGAAAGCAAUGUUGCCCAAUGGGGAUGUAUAUGAUGGACUAUAUGAAUUUGGUAAAAGACAUGGUCAGGGAACCUAUAGAUUUAAGAGUGGUGCUCGAUACAUUGGAGAAUAUCAACAAAAUAAAAAACAUGGUCAAGGCUUGUUUAUCUAUCCAGAUGGAUCAAAAUAUGAAGGAAACUGGGUGGAUGAUCAAAGGCAUGGCCAAGGAGUUUAUUACUACCCAAAUAAUGAUACAUAUACUGGAGAAUGGUUUGCUCACCAAAGGCAAGGGCAAGGCACAUAUGUCUAUGCCGAGACUGGCACUAAAUAUGUUGGUUCUUGGUUAAAUGGACAACAGGAGGGAGCAGGAGAAUUCAUUCAUCUCAACCACAGAUAUCAGGGCAAGUUCGUAAAUAAAAUUCCACUAGGCCCUGGAAAGUAUAUUUUUGAUAUUGGAUGUGAACAGCAUGGUGAAUAUAAACUUACAGAUAUGGAAAGAGUAGAAGAGGAAGAAGAAGAGGAAGCUUCAACUGCUGUUCCAAAAUGGAAAGCUAUUAGUAUUACCCCAUUAGAACUCUGGAAGCCAACUCCUAUUGAAGAACCCCCACAAACUGAAGUUCCACCAUUACCAGAAGAGGCACAUACUUUGUCAGAAGUAGGUGAAACAGCUGAAGAUAUGCAACCUCUUACUGAUUAUUCGGAAACAGAUGACCUUGAAACACUAAUAAAACAAGGAGAAGAAAUUGAAGAAACAAGGGAUGAAAGCAGAGAAGAAAUAAUAAAUGAGGAGGAAGAAGAGGAAGGAAGAUGAUCAGCAUCACUAGAUUAAAAUAGCAGACCAACAGAAAAAGAAAGCAUAUAUUGGACCUAUAUAACAAUUGCAUUUUAUCUAGUUUGUAAAAUUGGUUUAAAUAGUCUAAUAAACAGUUUACU
This is a messenger RNA of Sarcophilus harrisii (Tasmanian devil), 1334 nucleotides long. It is a transcript of the gene RSPH1, whose product is annotated as radial spoke head component 1. The transcript has 9 exons. Gene Ontology annotation, cellular component: nucleus; motile cilium. Gene Ontology annotation, biological process: spermatid development; axoneme assembly. NCBI's taxonomy places the organism in Eukaryota, Metazoa, Chordata, Mammalia, Dasyuromorphia, Dasyuridae. Bases 322 to 1212 code for a protein of 296 amino acids. The record is from RefSeq and is a predicted model, not a curated record.